CUGACCUCGAGCUGGCGGCUCCUCAGACUCCGCGUUGCUCUGUUGCUCCUGGCAACAGCCACUUCCGGGAGCGAGCGCCGUUCCCCGCGCACCGCGGGCGCCCGAGCCGCGGGUUCCGGUUUCCCGGCAACGGUUGGUCGGUCGCCGCUGUUCGCCGCUCGGGUCCCCGCGGGCCGCGCCUCCUUUCUCGCCUCCUCGCCGCCUCGGCGGGGCCUCCGGGGCCGCCAUGGUUCUGCUGCACGUGAAGCGGGGCGACGAGAGCCAGUUCCUGCUGCAGGCGCCCGGGAGCACGGAGCUGGAGGAGCUCACGGUGCAGGUGGCCCGCGUCUACAACGCGCGGCUCAAGGUGCAGCGCGUCUGCUCAGAAAUGGAAGAAUUAGCAGAACAUGGCGUCUUUCUCCCUCCUAAUAUGCAAGGACUGACUGAUGACCAGAUUGAAGAACUGAAACUAAGGGAUGAAUGGGGUGAGAAGUGUGUGCCCAGCGGGGGCUCAGUGUUUAAAAAGGAUGAUAUUGGACGAAGGAAUGGACAAGCUCCAAAUGAAAAAAUGAAGCAAGUUUUAAAGAAGACUGUAGAAGAGGCCAAAGCAAUAAUAUCGAAGAAACAAGUGGAGGCGGGCGUCUGUGUCACCGCGGAGAUGGUGAAGGACGCCUUGGACCAGCUUCGAGGCGCCGUGAUGAUUGUUUAUCCCAUGGGGCUGCCGCCAUACGACCCCGUCCGGAUGGAGUUUGAAAAUAAAGAGGACCUGUCGGGAACGCAGGCAGGACUCAGUGUCAUUGAAGAAUCGGAGGCCCAGCUGUGGUGGGCAGCCAAGGAGUUAAGAAGAACAAAGAAGCUUUCAGACUACGUGGGCAAAAACGAAAAAACCAAAAUUAUCGUCAAGAUUCAGCAGAGGGGACAGGGAGCUCCUGCCCGAGAGCCCAUUAUUAGCAGUGAGGAGCAGAAACAGCUGAUGCUGCAUUAUCACAGGAGACAGGAGGAACUCAAGAAACUGGAAGAAAAUGAUGACGACUCCUGUUUAAAUUCCCCGUGGGCAGACAACACCGCUCUGAAAAGACAUUUCCACGGGGUGAAAGACAUCAAGUGGAGGCCAAGAUGAAGGUCGCGGCUGUCGAAGCUUUCGGAACUAUUCGCUCUCCUUUCUUCAGGCAAAAGAAGAAGAAGAACUAAGAAGGACACCCACCACCCUCUGUGGAAGAUGCUGUAGUUUCUGGUUUUCCUAGUUUUUCUUUUCGUUUGAAUUUUUAAAAUAAAAGUUAUUCAAGGUUUCAGAACUUAAUAAAUACAUCCUCCAAAGAA
Messenger RNA from Equus caballus (horse), 1299 nucleotides. It is a transcript of the gene CFAP298, whose product is annotated as cilia and flagella associated protein 298. Gene Ontology annotation, biological process: regulation of cilium movement. Lineage: Eukaryota; Metazoa; Chordata; Mammalia; Perissodactyla; Equidae. The record is from RefSeq and is a predicted model, not a curated record.